AGGGCUGCCAUUGACCUCAACUAACGCCAGAGGCUUCUGACUGCAGCCGAGCUCUGGUGGAGAGGCCGAUGCCGGCCUGAGAGUGGGAAGCGUGGGGCUGGGAGCCAGGAGCUUCCGCGCGGCGUGGCGUGGCCCUCUCAGGGCCGUUACGCGAUUUUCGCUCCCGCGGACAGCGCCUCUCAGGCCACCCCCGAGGGACCCCGAGGACGCACUCGGGCCCCAGCGCGACGGUUCAAACGGGCCAGUGUGCGCCCCCGGGGUCCCGGCCCCUGCAGCGCUACCUGGGCGCAGAGCCGCGGAGGGUCUCCGUUCCUAGACGUCCUCCUACCCCGGGAGGCCUGAGUCCUCGCCAGCAUCCGCCCUCUCCCACCUCCCAUCCUUCCUGGAUCCGCCUCUCGGUUCCCGAGGGACAGUCCCGACCGCAAACCCACGUAGAGUAAGGAAUGUGGAAGGAACAGGCGACAGAAGUGGCAUACGUUCCUGCGUUAUCCCUCCGUCUCGCCACACCUUGUGCCUCCAUCUCUCACCGUUUCCUUCCCUCUGUCUGUCAUCUGUCAUCCCCUGUCGCUCUAAGACCAGGAUUCCAGUUCGCCUAGUGAGGAAUCUCACUAGGGGAAUUUAUCGCGGCAUCAUAAAUUAACGGGUUCAUUUUAACUGAAAAAGCGAAGGACUUUUUUCAGGCAGAAGACAAGUCUCGUCUGGUCGGAUGUGAUCUUCGUGGUGGAAAGCUAAAUUUUAAAACCACCCCAAUGGAUGCAGACAGCGAUGUUGCAUUGGACAUUCUAAUUACAAAUGUAGUCUGUGUUUUUAGAACAAGAUGCCAUUUAAACUUAAGGAAGAUUGCUUUGGAAGGAGCAAAUGUAAUUUAUAAACGUGAUGUUGGAAAAGUAUUAAUGAAGCUUAGAAAACCUAGAAUUACAGCUACAAUUUGGUCCUCAGGAAAAAUUAUUUGCACUGGAGCAACAAGUGAAGAAGAAGCUAAAUUUGGUGCCAGACGCUUAGCCCGCAGUCUGCAGAAACUAGGUUUUCAGGUAAUAUUUACAGAUUUUAAGGUUGUUAAUGUUCUGGCAGUGUGUAACAUGCCAUUUGAAAUCCGUUUGCCAGAAUUCACAAAGAACAAUAGACCUCAUGCCAGUUACGAACCUGAACUUCAUCCUGCUGUGUGCUAUCGGAUAAAAUCUCUAAGAGCUACGUUACAGAUUUUUUCGACAGGAAGUAUCACAGUAACAGGGCCCAAUGUAAAGGCUGUUGCUACUGCUGUGGAACAGAUUUACCCAUUUGUGUUUGAAAGCAGGAAAGAAAUUUUAUAAUUCACCACUUAAUUGGUUAGAAUCUCUAACUGAGCACCUUUUAAACCUGCUGCACAUUGGACUCAAAAGGAAAACUGGACCAACAGUAAUUGAGGAGAUAGACUCUUUUAUUCAUUCACGGCUACAGUGUAAGCUCCAGUCCCUUUGGAUUUUAUUCCAAACCUUGCUGUAAUAUAAAAGGAAGUUUACAAGACAUGACAUUGCUGCUUUUACAAAAGGACAUUCUAUUUAUUUUCGCAGUAAUUCUCAUGUCCCCAUAAGCAGAGCUGUCACAGUGUGCACUUAGAUUGUUUUAUUGUUGUCAUUAUUAUUUUUUUCCAUUUUGAGCUAAUGUGUUUUAUUUGUGAAUAGUCUUUUACAUUUUUGUAUGCUGAAUAUGGGCACCAAAGAACCUGUAAAAGUUAUCUUUUUCAAUUGAAUGUGCACAAAUAAAAGUUUGGAAAAGAUCUCUCUUCA
This is a messenger RNA of Piliocolobus tephrosceles (Ugandan red Colobus), 1766 nucleotides long. RefSeq names its product TATA-box binding protein like 1 (gene TBPL1). Gene Ontology annotation, biological process: DNA-templated transcription initiation. The transcript is spliced from 7 exons. NCBI's taxonomy places the organism in Eukaryota, Metazoa, Chordata, Mammalia, Primates, Cercopithecidae. The record is from RefSeq and is a predicted model, not a curated record. Gene Ontology annotation, molecular function: DNA binding. Bases 750 to 1310 code for a protein of 186 amino acids.